AUGGUCCGUCUUUCUAUCCGCUCGAUUGCCGUCAUGGCCUUUUCCAUCCUUGCUGCUGCAUCGCCGACCGUCGAUCUUGCCAACCGCCCCGCUGUGUCUGUUGCGCCCAUCACAAUGACUACUGUUCCCACCAUGCAGGCUCCGAUUGUGGCCGCUGAUAACAUUCAGCUUGCUGCAGCGGAUACCCGUCGCCAGGAGAUUCCCCCUAUGUAUCUUCCUCAACAGUCCGCGGCUUUCAAUGCUCCCAAGGGCGUUUCCGACUUGUCUAAAAUGCGACCCAUGGUCUCCUGCUCUGAGAGCGAAUGCAUCAAUGAUAUGACACCCAAAGAGCAGCAGUUGUUCAAGAACCAGUGCAAACAGCUUUUGCUUGCUCAGCAGCAGAAGAACAUUGUCAACGGACAGAGCCGUGUUGCAAAGGCUACUCCGCAACUAAAGUUUUUCCAGCUAACUGUUCCAAGCCAGGAGGCCAACCAGGGUGUUGCGCAGGGUGUUGCGCAGGGUGCUGCUGGAAAUGUUGCUUUGCUGCUGCUGUUGCUGCCCAUGCUGCUGCCAUUUGCUGCCACUGCUGCUGCUGCUGCCCGUGUUGCUGCCACUGCUGCUGCGGCGAUCGUCCCGUUUUUGUCUCUCCUUGUACUUGCCCUGGCUAAUUAUGUGCCGAAGGAGCCAAUCAACGCCAACUCUGUGCCGGCAUUUACCUCCACCGCACCUCGUCUUGCCUCCAACAUAUUUUCUUUCGAGACAGCCGUACCAACUAACAUACUUGUGGCUCAUGUUGAAAUGUGCAACAGUAUGCCAUUGGUGAUUCCAGCUGCCACUAUGGUCAAUGGAGAAAUCCCUGCCAACCACGUGCAGACAUUGCAGUGUCAAGAAUAUCACGCCCCUGUUAUCGUCGCCGCCCCUGUUGCUGCUGCGCCUACGCCCGCCGUUGCCAAAGUUGAGCCCGAGGCCAUCCAGGAUGACUCGGAGGCAACAUGGAUGUUUUUUCCGCGCCCUCAAAAUGUCAACAUGACCCUGGAGCAGGAGCAGGACCAAAAGUAUAACAAGGUUGCAGAACAGAAGCGCGUGGUUGCCGCUCAAGCGACGCCAAAGGAGUGCGCUGCUCUGCAGAAGAAGGCCGAGCUUCUGCUUACUGAAAGUGCCAAGGAGCAGAGUCUGGUUGUUGAUCAGCAGCUGAGCACCCAUAUGAUUGCAAACUCUCACGAUGUCAUUGCGGACAGCAAUACUGCGACUUCGAGUGUUUACUUGGCACCCAGAUGCCACAGAGCCCUUGUUACUUGUGUGCCUACUGAUGCCCCGUCGCUCAAUGUAUGUCCGACUCAUCCCACAUCCGAGUCGGCAUUCAUGCCAUCAAAUACGGUGACUAUACUUGUCUACACCCAAGGCGUGAACAGCACAGAGGGGUACUGGGGUCCAGAGGGCAUGUAUCCGCAUGACAACAUGAUGCAGUUUGGCGGCAAUGACCAGCACCAAUCCUACGGAACCAUGUUUAUCAACGACACUGUUGUCAAUGGCCUGCAUUCAUACAUUUUUAUUGGCAACAACACAAUGAUGGAAGGUUGGAUGGUUAUCGGCAAUGACACUACGGCACUGGAUACCCAUGUCAAAAAUGAUACUGUCCGCGGUACAAACCUUGCUGCCAUUGCUGCUGCCACUGCUGCUGCUGUAAGCCAUGUUGCUGUUGUUGUAAGCCCUGCUGCUGCAAACCAUGUUGUUGCAAGCUAUACUUUCAGCAGUCUUGUGGCAAUCAGGGUGGCUGUUGUGAAGGCAGCGGUGAUAGUGGCUGUUGUGAUAAUGGUGGUGGAGAUGGCAGCAGUGGAGACGGCGGUGGCAGAGAUUGCAGCGGCAGAGAUGGAGGCGGUGAUUGUAAUGGCGGCGGCAAUGGCAACGACAAUGGCAAUGGCAGCGAAUGCGGUGGCAGUAACGAUAAUGGCAAUCAUGACUGUAAUAACAAUUGUGACGCCAAUCAUGAUGGCAAUGGCGAGUUUUAUAACUGUGGUGGUGGUGAGAACCAUGGUGAUGGAUCUGGAGGACAUUGUGGACAUGAGAGGUGUGAUGCAGGUGCCUGCAAUUCUGGCCAUGGGUUUAUUGCCAACAUACGGCACACUGAGAAAUGUAUGCAACCCUGUUCCGCUAGCUGCUAGCACAGUCACUGUGGACAAUGUUCUGCAUUUAUUGCCGGCGCCAAACGCAAGGGCUUUGCCACAUAAAAAUGCCGACUCAGUCAAGGUUCCGCGCGCCAUUUAUCCAAUACCCCUUCCUACCAAUUUGAGUGUUGUAUCUCCUUUUGCGGCGGCUAUCAAUGUCAGAGUUGCUGUUCCAGCGGCGAUUCCGGCCGUUCUUCCAGCAACAAUUUUUCCAGCUCAACUAGCAGUGGCCCCAGUUAUAAUUCCUGCUCUGAAGCCCGCGGUGAUCCUAGCGACUAAUGCUGCCACGCUGCCUGUCACCUAA
Messenger RNA from Kickxella alabastrina, 2448 nucleotides. RefSeq lists its product as uncharacterized. NCBI's taxonomy places the organism in Eukaryota, Fungi, Kickxellomycota, Kickxellomycetes, Kickxellales, Kickxellaceae. The record is from RefSeq and is a predicted model, not a curated record. The transcript is spliced from 9 exons. The coding region runs from base 1 to 2448 and encodes 815 amino acids.